Phymastichus coffea is the source of this 3846-nucleotide messenger RNA. RefSeq names its product DC-STAMP domain-containing protein 2-like. Lineage: Eukaryota; Metazoa; Arthropoda; Insecta; Hymenoptera; Eulophidae. Gene Ontology annotation, cellular component: membrane. The transcript has 15 exons. The record is from RefSeq and is a predicted model, not a curated record. Bases 1 to 3846 code for a protein of 1281 amino acids.
AUGGCGUUCUUCCAGCUGGUGGUAAAAGCGCGAAAGUUGAGGCAGGCGCGACGCGAUUACCGCGACGAGAAGCUGCGCUCGAUCGAGAUAUCCCGCGGCGACAAGGUGCGCUACACCCUCGGCCAGCGCUUACGCCGACGGAGAAUACUGCUCAGGCGCAAAAUAAGGGGCCUCCUCGGCAGCUGCGCGUCGUGCCUGGAGAACACCUGGCUCCACCGCCAGACCGCGAUGCUGAGAGCCGACGGCACCCUGGAGAACUACGUCGCCAAGAGCGUCUGCGGCUUCGUCGGCGGCGUCGCGCUCACCUACGUCUUCUUCGUGUUCUUCGUCUUCCAAUUGCACUUCGGCCUCGCCUCGGCCACCGUCGUCUGCAGCCUCGUCGGCGUCUUCAUGAGCCUUGGCUUGGCUUUUUAUCCGCGCGUCAGGUGCAUGGUGUUCCUCUUCCUGCCGCAGUUCUUUUCGAAACGCGGCCGACAGGCGCUCAUGGCCUACGCCUUCAUCCUGGCGCUCAGCGGACCGGCGAAAAAUGCCCUAUACAACAUCGGCGUGCUGUCGGAGUCGUUGGCCUGCAGCCAAGAACAACUGAAGGAAGCCGUGAAGUCGGUGAUCGAGCUGAUGAAGCAACCGUUCUACGCGCUGCGAGACUCCCUGGCGCAAAUAGUCAAGUCCGUCAAAGCUAUCGCGCAGCGGAUCAAGAAGACCCUUAUCGCAAUGAAGAGGCUGGUUAUUAGCAUUCUGCAGGUGAUCAAGUCGGCGUUCGACUGGCUGGCGAGCAUCGUGAGCAUCUGCAACAAGAGGCUCGGCACGCCGUACGAGCGCUGCCAGAACUCGCUGGACGAAGCCGUCGCCGACUGCCAGGACAAGCUCGGCGACUACCUCAACAAGAUUUGCGACGUCACUUACCUCGCCAACACCGUGUGCUACACUCUCAAGCCCCUGGAUCUCGUCUGCGUACUCAGCGACUUCGUGUCCGAUGCUAUCGUCGGCGUGGUCAGGAGGAAGCUCGUAAAAUUCUCGCGGGAGAUGAAGGCGAUGCUCCACGUGAAGAUAAAAUUCUCGCACUCGUUUCACUUCGAGAGCAACAAGAGCCGCAGCCUGGCCGAGGUGUCGAGGGGCAUCUCGUCGGAAAUCAAAGCUAGGACGAACCGCUUCUUGGCGCUCUUCGACUGGGUCGGCUUCGUCACUAGCUUCCUCUUCCUGUUCUUGUUCCUGAAGGUGGCCUACUACCGCUACAAGUGGCUGACGAGCGAUCGCUUCGACAACCGCUACAUCCUGAGCCACAUGCGCGAGAUCGACUUGCGUCGAGUGAAGCAGGACAAGGAGACGAUCUUCCCGCUGAACCGGCGCGAGCGCGGCAAGUACGCGCCGCUCACCUCGCUCCUGCUCAUCGAGGCCGAGAGAGUCCGACUGGCCAAGUCGGCGGUCUUCCUGGCCGUCACGUCCGUCAAGCUGCUCAUCUACAUAGCCACGGACUACUGCCUGUUCUGGAUCCUCGACACCGUCAGGUACCACGGCCGCGUCGAGGCGACGGCGCCGAGGGAGCCGUACGGCGGCUCGGUGGAGGUGAGGGGCACGGGCUUCCUCGCGGACGUCUACCGCAGCGUGGUGGUCGCGUUCUCGCCGUACACCGACGAGCACCGGCGGGACGCGGAGCUGACGCCCUGUCUGCCCGAGCCCAAGCCGCCGGACUACGACGCCUACGCGAGGAUCGUCGCGAUGACGCUGUUCUGCUGGAUCAUGGCGCUGUUCGAGCCCUACGGGCUGAGGCUCCGACACGUCGUGCUGAGCCAGUACUACCCGGACAGAGCGAAGCAGCGGGCCGUCUGGCUGUACAACCACAUCAUGAGGUCCCGCGGCUCGUUCCUGAAGUACGCGCGUCGCCAGCUGCGCCGCAGCUUCGGCCUGUCGCGCGGCGUCGAGCGGGUGACGCUGCGCGAGCGCCUCUGGGCGGUCUGCCCUCUGCUGAACCGCCUGGCGCCGCUCCCGACGAGGAGCGCCUGCCUCGUCUGCGGAUCGCCCGAGCGGGACAGGCACGCGCCGCACGUGAGGUGCCCGACGCCCGGCUGCGCGGGCGUCUACUGCCCGCAGUGCUUCCAGGACCUGGGCAAGCUGUGCACCGUCUGCUUGUCGCCCCUGGACUACGGCGACCUGACCGACAUGAGCGAGGAGAGGGAUUCGUCGGAAGACGAGCCGGACCUCACGGGGCUGAGAGAGAAGCUGAAGCGGCUGAGGAGGGACGGCGCCGAGGCGAAAAAGCCCGACGAGGAGGAGACGCUGCUGCCGGCAGAUACCUCAGACGACGACACUCGGUCGGAGUACAGCUACGGCUAUCAGGAAGAGCAAGAGCCGGACGCCGCUGCACCGCGGAGAGUCAAGUUCAAAGACCUGGAGGCGCAGGCCAUCCGGGACGACGUUACGAUGCAGGUGAGCGAGUCAGCUGUCGAUCGAUGGGAUUCUGAAAAAUGUUUCCUGCGCGUUGCCAAGGUGUUCGAUGGUCCUGCGGAAGACGCCUCGUCGAGUAACGAGGAGCGCGUAUACUGCUUCGGAUUUGUCAGGCUGAGCCAGCCCAAAAAACCAGCUGCGAGCGAGGACGACUCGACGUCCGUAGCGGACACGGAAACGUGGACGACCGACGAGCUCCAGAUCGGCGGCGACGACGACGUACUCGAGAUCGAGAUCGAGCAGCCCAGCGACGACGAGCUGCCGUCGCGAAGCUUUCGCAGAGAGAAGCCUGGCAGACUAAAGAGAUUGACCAAAGCGGUCGUCGCGCUGUUCCGCAAGAAGAGAUCGACAACUUACAAAGAUUCGAUUCAAACAGGAGUUGAGUGCGAUGAAGAGCCGUCGUCGUCGUCGUUGUCGUCGUCGUCGUCGUCCGAGUGCGACGAGCAUCGCGAGCUUCUGCGUGGAUCUAAGACUGACGAGUUCGGUCUGAGGAAGAGGAACGUCACCUCGACCAGGCGUACCAAGCGCCAACGCCAGUCUCGGGCGCGCAUGGAUAAAGUCGUCGCGGCAGAGCCGCUGAGCUGCGAGACGAAAGAGCUGCCGAGGCGCUUGAAGUCGAUUUGCAAUGACACCAAGUACUACGAAGUCGACGAGCGCGAAUCCUAUUACUCCCCGAGAGAGAGAAUUCAGUACCGAGCGGACUACAGCACAAUGACCGACACUCAAUCCACCGUCGACAGUGAUCCGUCUCGUGAUAGAAGCUCGACGUACGCCGACGAUCGGGACUCGUACAUUUAUACGUCGGAUAACAACGAGAACCGCUACGAUACGCACUUCGCGACUUCCAAUUCGUCUCUACCCGACGACUUUGAUUUCUCAGAGAUGUCGAGCGACAAUUCAAGUAAGAGAAUCGAACUUCGCAAAGCGAGCGAGGCUGAGCGGCUGACCAAGGAAGACAAAAUCAAGGGAGACAGCGACGAGAAAGGCUCCAAGUACGAGAAAAUCCUAUUUCACGACGCGAUCUCAUCGUCCGAGAUCUCGGACAAGAAAACGCGCAAGGGGGACUUUGGCGCGCACCUGCAGUCGAAUAAGAAAACGCAAACGAACGUGGAAUCGGACGUUUUGCGGAGAGAUAAGGUCGACAAGGAGACCGCGAACGCGAGGAAACGAAGUUGCUUGAUGCAAGAAAAGUUAUCUGAUAUUGACAGCGAAAAGGCUCGGACGAAGAGCGACGACUUGAGCGAUAUACAAACGGACAACGGCUAUAGGUACAGAUCACUGCCAUUGACACGUCAUGUGUCAUUUUUAGAAUGUACUUUUCAAUUUGCAAUUCAGACAAACGGAUGGAUCGAGGCACAGAUGCCUGCCAAGCCAAACAGUUCGUGGUUUUCAGCCGGUCGUUGA